AGCUCGCAGUCACUUUACAUAUUUACAUACAGGCCGCCCUGCAAUACACGUGGAGGCCGUUACGAACACACAACGUGAGCACACUGUCUUGAGCUGAAGCUUGUAUUGCCUACAGAUGCCAUACCUCUGAAACUCGGCACAUUCCAACUGCUUCGAAGAUCUAAGAGAAGACACAAGGAUGUACUCUGAUGAGAUCAUAGACGGUGUGGGGGGAAUGUCACGGUUCCAGAUCACCAUCAUGCUGCUGGUCAUGGUUCCUAAAGGAUUGAUAGCAUGGGGAAUGUUGAUGAUGUCGUUCGUGGGAGUGGACCCUGAAAAAUGGUGGUGCACGGACAUCGUCAGCGAUGCUGCUGAUAACGUCGACGUCAGCAACUACACUGGCCUGAAGGCGUGUCCGGCAACAGGCAACGAAAGCACAUGUACUUUUGUGUACAGCCAAGAGAAGAACACUGCCAUCAGUGAAUGGAACCUGUUAUGUGAUAUGGAAGGGAUCAAGCCAUUGAUAACAGCAGUUCAGAUGACGGGUGUGCUGAUUGGGGCGUUCAUUAGUGGUCAAUCUGCUGAUGUCAUUGGGAGAAAGAAGACCUACUACAUAUCUUUGUUCCUCCACGCAGGGUUCAACUUGACUGCAGCAUUUUCAGUAUCAUGGCAGAUGUUUAUUGCGUUAAGAUUUUGUAUUGGAUUGAUGGUUGGUUCAUUCCUGGUGGUGAGCUUUACCUACACAAUGGAGUUCAUAGGGACCCGCUGGCGUCCAAUCAUCGCCGCUAUUCCCUUCUGGCCCGUGGAUCUGCUCUGCUUUCUCUCACUUGUUGGUUACGUCCAAACUGGUCCGAUCUUCACAUCAUACUGGCAGCCAUUCAAGUUCCCUUUUUCUUUGGUUAUCUUUCAUGGUAAGCUGGAGGAAGCAGAGAAGGUGGUAGAUCAGAUGGCUCGGUACAACAAGAAAGAGAAGCCAGCAAACACCGCAAUCCUCCUGAAGAAACUGUCAGAUGAAGAAAGGAGAGGCGGCGACUCCGACCGUAAAUACAGCUAUUUGGAUAUCUAUCGUGGUUGGAGUAUGUUCAGGAAAUCUAUUGUUCACCAAGUUAUAUGGUUACUAGUGGCCUUCGUAUACUAUGGCAUCUCCUUCGGCGUUGGGCGCUUGACUGGGAACCUAUAUGUCAACAUGUUCCUCGUAUCGGUGAUCUCUUUGCCCAGCGAAAUGGCCGUGUUCUUCUUGAACAACAAUAUGAUGACUUUCGCUGGGGUGACACCGCAACUGUGGUGGUGUGUGAACGAAAUGACCAGCGGCGCCAGUAAUUACACAGGAUUGAAGCAGUGCUCAGUUGGUGACAAUAGCACUUCGUGUUCUUUUGUGUACAGCACGGAGAAAAAUACUGUUGUAACUGAGUGGGACUUUGUCUGCGACAGGGCAGGAAUCAGGUUGUUCAUCACAUCAGUACAAAUGGGAGGUGUUUUGCUAGGAGCCAUCAUAAGCGGCCAGUCUGCUGAUGUUAUUGGCAGAAAGAAGACCUUUUACAUCGCUCUGCUGUUACACGGAGGAUUCAACUUGGUGGCUGCAUUUUCAGUAUCAUGGCAGAUGUUUAUUGUGCUAAGAUUUCUGAUUGGAGCAAUGGUUGGUUCAAACUUAGUGGUGAGCUAUCCAUACACAAUGGAGUUCAUAGGAAAGAGUUGGCGCCAGAUAACAUCUGUUGUUCCGUUCUGGCAAGUUGGAUCGGCUCUGUUUGCAAUGUCGUGUUGGCUGCGUCCGGACUGGUCAGAUCUACAUAUCAUACUAGCAGCUUUACAUAUCCCUUUCUUGGCCUGUUGGUUUGUUGCACCAGAAAGUUUGCGGUGGCUUGCAGUUCAUGGUAAGCUGGAAGAGGCAGAGAAGGUGGUAGAUCAGAUGGCUCAGUACAACAAAAGAGAGAAGCCAGCCAAUACUGCCAUUCUCCUGAAGAAACUAUCAGAAGAAGAGAAAAGGGGAAAAGAAUCUGAUCACAAAUACAACUAUCUUGACAUCUAUCGUCACUGGAAUAUAUGCUGGAAAUCCCUGGUUAUUCAGGUGAUCUGGAUGUGCAUGUCGUUUUCGUUUUAUGGAAUUACAUUCGGCGUGGGAAACCUGAUGGGGAACCUUUACCUCAACAUGUUCCUGGUUUCUGUCAUAGCUGUACCUGGAACAGUCAUGGUGUUCUUCCUAAGUAGCAGAAUCGGAAGGCGAUGGACAACAUUCUUGUUUUUCACUGUAGCUACUGUUGGUGCAUUUGGAGUGGUUAUUGUAUCAAGAGUCGUUUCCAGUGACAGCAUCCGUGGACCAGCAACAACGACAAUGGCUCUGAUCUGUAGGCUUGGAGUAGCGACAGCCUGGAACUCCUUUCAGAUGACUACGAGUGAAACAUACCCGACAGUUAUCAGGAAUCUGGGUUAUGGUGCUGCAAACACUGCUGCCCGUGUAGGGAGUAUCGUGUCUCCUUAUGCAUUUGCCAUGGGAGGUGAAGACCUUUUGCCCCCAUUCGUUAUUGUCGGAUCCACUAUGGUAGUCUGUACACUAUUAACAUUAUUGUUGCCUGAGACGAAUAAUACCGUACUGGCUGACACCACAGACAGGACGUCGGGAAGACGCUACACGAUUGAUGGAGAUGUUGAAGGAAAGAAAGCUAAAGACAGUUCAUUAGAGAUUUGAUACUGUAAAUCAGUCAUCAAUACUGGAGGUUACUGCGGUUCUGCUGCACAAUGUACUUUUGUUUAAUCAAAGAGUGGCGAUUGUAACCAGGGAGCUGACUUAAAGAGUUAUUUUAUUUUUGCGUAUGAUUACAACGAAACGCUUUGACCUACAGUGUUGGGACAUUAAGGGAGCUUAUAUCCUAAAUCAUACAGAUUCGUUGGGAUUAGUAGAUUUACUAGUAGAUAUAUACUUUUAAUAUUGAAGGGUACAUUGGCUUCUGGUAAUAGCAGUAUGAU
This is a messenger RNA of Haliotis rubra (blacklip abalone), 2940 nucleotides long. RefSeq names its product solute carrier family 22 member 15-like. Lineage: Eukaryota; Metazoa; Mollusca; Gastropoda; Lepetellida; Haliotidae. The record is from RefSeq and is a predicted model, not a curated record. The coding region runs from base 179 to 2662 and encodes 827 amino acids. Gene Ontology annotation, cellular component: membrane. Gene Ontology annotation, biological process: transmembrane transport. Gene Ontology annotation, molecular function: transmembrane transporter activity. The transcript is spliced from 15 exons.